Molecule: messenger RNA, 3861 nt
Organism: Rotaria sp. Silwood1
Lineage: Eukaryota; Metazoa; Rotifera; Eurotatoria; Philodinida; Philodinidae
Source: the annotation of a GenBank genome assembly
AUGCAUGGAACUUAUGAUGGAUCGACACAAUUAGCUUCUAUAAUCGAAUUAAUAGACAAUGUAGCAACAUACAAGUAUCAAUGUAAAUUAAUGAUGGACAAAACAAAUGGCGCAAUCUAUUUGCGUGGUUCUUGGAAUUCAUUGAUCGAUGGAGAUCUUUUCGGUGAACUACUAAUGACACUCGAAGCAGAUGUUCUGUUUAAUUCUAUGUCAGGAAUAUGGGUGGGUGAAGCACAACCUGCUGAAGAACUUGCUGACUUUUUCAUUCCUAUUAAUCCAAUCCGUUGGUGCGCUACUCUAUUUCGGAAAGACAAUGAUACAUGGCAGAUGUUUGGUAGUGGUUACUUCAAUGAUUCAACGGAUAUUCCUAAUCAAUCUAUUUUAUUUUUUUCAAUAAAUGGAACUGGUACAUUGGAUGAUAUGAAAAUCAUCAAAAAAUACCUAAAUAUGGAUCAUAGUGUUGAAUACCGAGGUAAAUUGAUCGAAUAUGAUAAUGGUAGCUAUUCAUAUGUAGGUCAUUGGUCGAAUGUUGUCGCAGGUAGUUAUGGAUCAUUUUUGGCUGCACAAUACUGUUUGAAUCCAAUGAUUUCAUAUCGACUUGAUAUUUGUUUAUGUGAAAUAUGUACAAAUAUUCUUCACACUGGUGAUAAUCGCUGGUUUUGCUCUCAAUGUCAUUUGACAACAUGUCCUGGAUGUAAUCAUCAUAAACUAGCAAUCGAUCAUCCGCAUAAAUUGAUGCCACAUAUUCUGCCAACUCAACAAAUAGCUCAAGGUAAAUCUUGUCGGGAACUGAUCACUAGCGCUUUUCAUACUUUUCAAUCGUUGCCAUUAAUAGUUUUUCGAAGUACAGAGAGCAAAGAACUAGUAUGGUUCACUUAUGGUGAAAUGUCGAUGAAAUGUAAUGCUUUGGUGAAAUAUUGGAAAUCAUUUGUCAUCAAUGCUGAUGAUCAAGUGAGAUCAUUUAUUUUAAUCAUGGCAGACACUUCACCUGCCUAUAUUGCUUGUCUAUUAGCUGGACUUAUGUGUCAAGCGGUGCUUGUUCCUAUUCAUGGAGCAUUAAAAAUUGAUGCAUUAACUCAUUUGCUAUCCACAAUUGAUCCAUCUAUUGUUGUUGUUGGUGAACCGUAUUUAAAUAAAUUACUCAGUGUUUUAUCAGAAAAUUCUAGUCGACUUCUAAUGACUAUCAGUCAAAAUGAAGAACAAUUUCAAAGAGUCGAAUCAAUAAAUGAAAGAUCGAUUUCAUUGACAACGGUUAUUGAAAAAGGCAAUAAAAUUCCAAAUGAAUAUCAUUCACAUUCAUCUUUAUCAAGAAACACAAUGUCUGCUAUCCUUUCAACUUCCGGUAGUACAGGUUUUCCAAAAGGAGCCAUCUUUACUGAAGAUUUAUUGGUUCCAAAUGAUACAUUUACUAUAAUAUCGCCUUUUAUACGAAUUGAUUAUCAACCAUUCGAUCCAGUACUUGUCUUAUCUUUAAUGAGUACAAUACGAUAUGGCAGUUGUCGAGGUUUAACUAAUCUUAAAGACAUGUGGAAUGAUAUUAAAGACAUAAGACCAACAAGUCUCGGUUUAAGUCCUGCCAUAUGGACAGUUCUAUAUAAGACUUAUAUGACAAAAUUAGCAGGACUGUCAACAGAAGAACAAAGACAAAAUGUGGCGAAAGAAAUGCGCGAAAUUUUAGGUGGUCGAGUGAUUGUCGGAACAACAGGUGGUGGUUCGAUUUCUGCAUCUGUUUUGUCCUUCGUUCAGGAUAUUCUGAAGAUUAAUGUCGCGGAUAUGUACGGAUGUCGAGAAUGUGGGAUGAUUUCAAGAAAUGGAAUCAUUUAUCCUGAUGUCGAGGUUAAAUUACUCGCAGUACCCGAUAUGAAACUCGAUGGCAUUGAAGAAGGAGAAGUUUGUGUUCAUUCACCAAGGAUGAUUACAGGUUAUUGGGGUAUUGAAAAACAUCCGUCGUUCAUCAAGAUUGACGGAAAAGCAUAUUAUAAAACGGGCGAUAUAGGACAAGUACAUCAACGAACAUUAAAGUUACUCGAUAGAUCUGGUACUAUAAUAAAAAACUCCUUGGGCGAAUGGAUAUCACCAGUCAAAAUUGAGAAUAUAUUGGAACAAUUGCCAGAAAUUUCGUUAGCAUUUAUUUUAGGUGAUGCGAGUUAUUCUUAUUUGUCAGUAAUUGUAUGUCCAUCUCAAUCCGGUAGUACAUUAAAUGAAAUGGAAAUGUUACAAUUAAUUCGAUUCUAUGGUGUUCAUUGUGGAUUACAUGGAUCAGAAAUUCCUCAAUCAAUUUAUAUUGAACGAGAUAUUAUUUGGAAUGAAACAAAUAGUUUGAUGAAAGAAAAAAAAUGUCGUAGUGCACUAUUGAAACAUUAUACUGAAGUAAAAAUGCAUCUUUUUAAUCAAGAAUUAAUUUCUGAUAAUAAAACAAACAUUGAUUUAAGUCCAGAAUUUGUAGCGAUAUUAGAAAAUGUAUUAAGUCGAUCAUUAAAUGGACAAAUUAGUGGUGCAAAUACCUUUUCAGAAAUUGGUGGAAAUUCAUUCGCGGUUAAUCUCUUAUGUAAAAUUUUUAAUGAACAUGGAAUUUUUCUAGAUCCAUCAAUUGCGUAUAGUCAUCAAUUGAAUCAUUUGGAUGAAAUAUUAUCUAAGAAACGUAUUGUCUAUCAUCAAAUAAACAAUGAUAUUGAUUGGAAAAAAGAAUAUAAACUUCCUGAAGAUAUGAUUAAACUGAUUUCGAAAUCAAUAAGUUCACGAAAGAAGAACAUAUUAGUGACAGGUAGCACAGGAUUCUUAGGACCUUUACUCGUUUAUGAAAUAGCCGAAAGAACAGAUCAUGAUGUUCUUAUUUAUUGUUUAAUAAGAGCAACUAAUGCAGAACAUGCACAACAACGUUUAAAGCAAGAUUUCGAUAAAUGUAAUCGCUCUUCUUCAAUUGAUUGGACAAGAAUUCGAUGUAUAGUUGGUGAUGUUUCGAAGAAGAAUCUUGGCUUAACUUUUGAUUUAUAUAACGAACUAGUAGAACAAAUCGGUAUUAUCUAUCAUAAUGCAACCGUUGUUCAUAUGCGAAUGCCUUAUAAAACUCUAAAGCAGUGGAAUGUGGAAGGAACAUUGAAUUGUUUGAAAUUAGCUUUAACAUCUUACGCUCGUUUUAUCUAUACUAGUUCAACAGCGGCAUUGCCUCCUUUGGGCGGUUCUACUGAAGAUUUCGAUGGAUGGAUAAAAUUAACACCAAAUGAAAUAAAUCUCAAAGAUGGAUAUGGGCAAACAAAAGCUGUUGUUGAACGAUUAUUAUUUGCCGCUUCUCGCUUAGGUGCAGAUAUUGUUGUAAUACGACCUUGUACGAUUUCUGCUGAUACUCAAACAGGAUAUAGUAAUCUUUCGGAUUUUAUCAACUUAGUAUUGCUUGCCGAAUUAGAAAUGGGUACGAUUGUAGAAAAUGCAAAUAUGUUAUUACAUUUCAUUCCAGUUGAUUACUGUGCUAAAGCGAUGGUUGCUUUAGCUAUGCAUCCUGGUAGUGGAGGAAAAUGUUUUAAUUUCUAUGGAAAUGAAUUAAAUAUCACAGUUCUUCAUCAACUAUUGGUGGAUCGAUUCCCUAACGUGAUACAGAAAAAAAUCUUACAAGAUUCUUGGAAAGAAUUUGUAUUGAAUAAUCUAUGUGAAAAUAGUCGUACGUGGUCAUUGAGAGAGAAUAUUGCAUCAAUGGUUUUCAUUGGUGAAGAUCGUCGACCACGAAAAUUAAGUAUUCAAACAGAUAUGACACGAGAAUUUCUAAAGAAUGAAUGUGGACUUGAACCAUUUAUGAUGACAAAAGAGAAUCUGAUCAAGUCAAUCGAUUAUAUGAUUCAACAAGGAUUUUUAAUUCCUCGUAUAUGA